AUGGCUACCCCUGCAACAACCACGGUCAAGAAGUCACCAGCUAUGAGAGCACUAACUGCCAGGUUGAAGGGAAUACAGCUCUCCUUCAACGAUAUUUGGCAAUUUGUGCAAAAGUUUAAGGAGUCCAACACAAUAACCGAGGUCCAAAUACGCUUGGGUAAGUUGGACGAGCUUUGGGAAGCGUUUAGUGGCACCUUAGUCGAAAUAUUUUCCCACGAUGACUACGAUGCUGAAGGAAACGCGUUUGAAAAGGAGCGAAUGGAGUUUAGUGACCGCUACUACGAAGCCAAAUCUUUCCUAAUGGAUAAAACUAGAGAAUUGCAGGCGUCUCAAGUUCUUGAGCAAUCUAGCAGUGCUGGAGAUUCGUCGAUGCGGAAUGGCACCGACCAUGUUCGCUUACCACAAAUCCAACUGCAGACAUUCAAUGGAAACAUUGACGAAUGGUUAAGCUUUCGGGAUCUUUUCAGCUCACUUAUUCACUGGAAGGAGUACCUACCCGAGGUGGAAAAAUUUCAUUAUUUGAAGGGGUGUUUGCAAGGAGAACCCAAGAGCCUGAUCGAUCCGUUACAGAUUACAAAAGCCAAUUAUCAGGUGGCGUGGGAUUUGUUGUUAAAACGGUAUAACAACAGCAAAUUGUUAAAGAAGCGGCAGGUUAUCUCGUUGUUCAAGCUGCCAAUGCUCUCCAAGGAAUCCGCAAUGGAGCUGAAUGCCCUGGUGGAAGGGUUCGAGAGAAUUAUACAGACUCUCGAUCAGGUGGUGCAAUUAGCCGAUUUCAAGGACCUUUUACUUGUUAAUAUCCUUACGGUACGGCUCGAUCCCGUUACUCGGAGGGGGGGAGGAGAUGUCGGCAUCACGUUUUGCAGCAAUUCAGCAGCACCAACCGCAGCAAAAACAAUGAGCGUUGAUGAGCAGGGCAACCUGCAAUUCAUCUCAAGUGUCUGGAGGACGCUGAGUAGCUUGCUCGUCGAACCACCCUCUCUACCAAUGGCAGGUCGCAUGGCCAAAGAUUGCCAAUCCAAAUAUUCUUGCCGUAAUUGCAAGAGUCGCCACCACACAUUGGUCUGUUUCAAACCGGAAAGGAAUCGUGAUGCAAAGGUUUCAGCUGCUUCUCGUGCUGACAAGCCAGCUAUGCAGAACGAGUCAUCUCAAGUGGCAAACCUGGCUGCCACAAACGUGUUCGUUUUGGGUGCAGAACAUCAAUAUUCUGCUAAGGUUCUGUUAGCUACAGCUGUCGUCAUAAUCGAGGAUGAUAACCGGUGGAUAGGAUCGGAAAGCAACUUCGUCACUGAACGAUUGAGUCAAAGGCUUAAGGUUACGGUGAAUCUUCCUACCAGCAACAUAAACACGGAGCGGUGGGAGAUUCCGAACGGAGUGCAAUUGGCGGAUCCGACAUUUUUCGAGUCUAAAGCGGUGGACUUGGUACUGGGCAUAGAGGCCUUCUUCGAUUUCUUCGAGACUGGUAGAAGGAUUUCUCUGGGACAACAUAUGCCAACACUCAGUGAAUCCGUUUUCGGUUGGGUUGCCUGCGGCGGGCAUACACAUCAAACACAGUCUCUUCAAAUCAAAUGCAAUCUUUCAGCGGUGGAUAGUUUGGACAAAUUAAUCACCCGGUUUUGGUCUUGCGAGGAAAUAGAGUCUGGUAAGGCUCUUUCAUUGGAGGAAAAGCGCUGCGAAGAGCUGUUUUCGCAAACGGUCAAACGUAACCCUGACGGUAGAUACACCGUCUCCUUACCAAAGGAUGAAGCCAUUCUCUCAAGGUUAGGCGAGUCACGGGACAUCGCAUUUCGGCGGCUUCAAGGGACGGAGCGUAGAUUGGCCAGAGACGAGUCACUACACGAACAAUACACAAACUUCAUGCAGGAAUACUUGCAGCUCGGGCAUAUGCGGAAGGUCGAAGAGGCUGAGGUGGAGACAAUUAAGCGAUGCUACCUACCUCAUCAUCCGGUGGUCAAGGAGUCCAGCACCACCACCAAGGUUCGAGUGGUCUUUGACGCUUCCUGUAAAACGACUUCUGGGGAGUCGUUGAACGAUUUGUUACUGGUGGGGCCAGUGAUCCAAGAAGAUCUCCGAUCCAUAAUACUUCGUAGUCGAACGAAGCAAAUAAUGCUGGUGUCCGACGUGGAAAAAAUGUUCCGUAAAAUUAAGGUGUGUCAGGAAGACCGCCCAUUGCAAUGUAUCCUGUGGCGCUCGUCUCCAAUUCAUGAUAUUGACACCUACGAACUGAAUACCGUGACGUACGGUACCAAACCUGCACCAUUCUUGGCGACCAGGACGCUGAAACAACUGGCGGUAGACGAGGAGGAUAAUUUUCCGUUCGCUGCAAGGGCUAUUAUGGAGGAUACAUACAUGGACGAUGUAAUAACAGGGUCGGAUGAUCCGGAAUCGGCACGAACUUUGCGGGUUCAACUAAAUUCGAUGACGAAGAAAGGAGGGUUUAGGUUACGAAAAUGGGUAUCAAACUGCUCUGAUGCAUUGAGUGGGAUUCCAAAAGAGGAGCUAGCAAUCCAGUCAUCGGAAAAGAUCAAUUUGGAUCCCGAUCCUUCGAUAGAAACUUUGGGGUUGACUUGGAUGCCAGUUACCGACACGCUUAAAUUUCAAUUUAAGAUUCCAAUUCUCAACCCUAGCGUACCGCUUACAAAGCGAAAAAUUCUGUCGGUCAUUGCUACACUAUUUGACCCUUUGGGUCUGCUGGGAGCGGCAAUAACUUCGGCAAAAAUUUAUAUGCAGCUGUUGUGGACACUUCGUGAUGAAAACGGUCAAAGACUGAAUUGGGAUCAGUCACUACCCUCAACGGUGGGUGAGGUUUGGAUCAAGUACCACCAACGACUGUCUCUGCUUAAUACCAUUCGCAUCGAGCGAUGUGUAGUAAUUCCCAAGGCAGUGUCUAUUCAAUUUCACUGCUUUUCAGACGCUUCGAAGAAAGCGUACGGCGCGUGUCUCUACGUGAAGAGUUGGAACUCAAACGGAGAGGUAUGGGUACGAUUACUAACCUCCAAAUCACGGGUUGCACCUUUACAAGUGCAAACCAUUCCUAGGCUGGAAUUAUGCGGAGCUCGUCUCGCUGCCCAGUUGUUCGAGAAGGUUUCUCGGUCAAUAAAAUUUACUGCACCAGUAUACUUUUGGACGGACUCCACCUGCGUCCUGCGUUGGAUACGAGCAACUCCAGCUACAUGGACCACUUACGUGGCCAAUCGGGUGGCAACAAUUCAAUCGCUUACCGAGAUUUCCCAGUGGAACCAUGUUCCUGGAAUCCAUAACCCGGCCGAUCUGAUUUCCAGAGGGAUUGCGCCGGAGGACAUCGUACACAAUCGAUUUUGGUGGCAGGGACCGCAGUGGUUGGCGAAGGAAAAGGAUGAAUGGCCACGUUUUCCAGAAACUUCACUGGCAGCAGAAGAAGAAGCAGAGGAAAAACGUCGCACCGUAUAUGCCGGAACGGUUUCAUCGAUCACCGAGUUCAAUAACGCAUACCUAACCCGCUUCUCGUCGUACACAGACCUAAUUCGUCGAACAGCUUACUGGUUGCGAUUGAAACGGCUUCUGCGCACGAAGAAAAAGAAGGAUGCCUCUUUCUUAUCUACCAAAGAACUAAAGGAAGCGGAAACCGCACUGAUCAGUUUAGUCCAACAGGAGGUAUUUGCUGAGGAGCGUAAGGCAUUAAUGAAAAAGGAAGCGGUUUCCAUAAGGUCACCAUUACGAUGGUUUAAUCCAUACCUGUCGGAGAAUCAGGUAAUCCGCUUGGGAGGGCGUCUUAAGCACGCAUUAGAAUCAGAGAACGUAAAGCACCCAGUAGUUCUACCAGCCAGCCAUUACUUCACGCGUCUGCUUUUACGAUAUUACCAUGAACGCCUUUUGCACGCUGGGCCUCAAUUGCUAUUAAGCGUUGUUAGACUUAAAUUUUGGCCAUUAGGAGGAAGGAGUGUAGUGAGACAUAUCAUACACCGCUGUAUGACCUGCUAUCGGACUAAACCCACCACAGUUCAGCAAAUGAUGGGGGAUUUACCAACAGCACGAGUUACCGUCUCUCGUCCAUUUUUGCGAACAGGUGUGGACUACUUUGGGCCCAUUUACGUCAGACCCGCUCCGAGACGUCCAGUAGUAAAAGCCUAUGUGGCAAUUUUUGUUUGCAUGUGUACCAAGGCCGUGCACCUAGAACUCGUCACAGACUUGUCAACCGAUAAGUUCUUACAAGCCCUGCGACGAUUUGUAUCGAGAAGAGGCCGAUGCGCAGAAAUGUUUUCCGACAACGGCACCAACUUUGUCGGAGCACGAAAUAAACUGCAGGAUUUUCUAAAACUGCUUCGGAACAGCAAGCAUCACGACAUCGUUUCCAAAGAACUGGCAGAGGAGGGAAUUCAGUGGCACUUUAACCCACCUAGUGCACCCCACUUUGGAGGCUUGUGGGAAGCAGCAGUUCGUUCAGCUAAAACCCACUUAUUAAAGGUGGUUGGAGAGAAUCCCGUGUCGCCUGAAGAUAUGACGACGCUAUUACCUCAGGUGGAAGCAUGCCUUAAUUCUUGCCCUCUCACCCCCAUGUUCGAUGAUCCCAACGAUCUGCAACCUUCAACGCCUGCACAUUUUCUGGUAGGAGAAUCACUCCAAGCAUUACCAGAACCGAAUUUGGAGGAUCUACCAACCAACCGAUUAAAUCACUGGCAGUUAAUGCAGCGAAAAUUGCAAGAUUUCUGGAGGAGGUGGCGCAGAGAAUUUUUAUGUCAACUACAGGGGAGAACUAAGCGUUGGAAACCAGCUGUUACGAUCGGCAUAGGUCAAUUAGUCCUCAUUCAAGAUGAUAAUCAACCCCCUAUGCGGUGGAAAAUGGGAAGGAUAAUUCAAGUUCAUCCUGGCGGUGAUGGUACGGUAAGGGUGGUUACAUUGAAAACCGCCAGUGGAACCCUAAUGCGCCCAGUAGAGAAGAUCUGCAUUUUACCAAUUGCGGACAACACCGAGCUUCAAGACGCAACAGCCGACAGUCAUCAAUCCUGA
Wyeomyia smithii (pitcher-plant mosquito) is the source of this 4983-nucleotide messenger RNA. RefSeq lists its product as uncharacterized. Gene Ontology annotation, molecular function: nucleic acid binding. The transcript has 5 exons. The record is from RefSeq and is a predicted model, not a curated record. The coding region runs from base 1 to 4983 and encodes 1660 amino acids. NCBI's taxonomy places the organism in Eukaryota, Metazoa, Arthropoda, Insecta, Diptera, Culicidae. Gene Ontology annotation, biological process: DNA integration.